Coregonus sp. 'balchen' is the source of this 2571-nucleotide messenger RNA. NCBI's taxonomy places the organism in Eukaryota, Metazoa, Chordata, Actinopteri, Salmoniformes, Salmonidae. The record is from the annotation of a GenBank genome assembly.
AUGUACACACACACUCUUCUUCUCCUCCUCCUCCUCCCCCUUCUGAAGCCAGGUGAGUGUGUGUGUGUGUGUGUGUGUGUGUGUGUGUGUGUGUGUGUGUGUGUGUGUGUGUGUGUGUGUGUGUGUGUGUGUGUGUGUGUGUGUGAGUGAGUGAGAGAGGGAGAGAAAAUGAAUGCGAGGGAGAGAGGUGUGAUACAGAGGUAGAUCAUAAAAUAGAUUUAGUAUUUAGAACGGUGACAAUUAGAUCACCAGGAAACAAUUGUUUAAAAAAAGAACGUAUAUUGUACCUCUUGUAUUUUUUUAAUUUAUAUUUUCUAUUAUUAGCUGUAUUAUUAGUAUUAUUAUCACUGCAUUGAUGGGAAGGAGCUCUCAAGGUAAGACUUUCACUGUUCUGUUUUACAGCUGUUGUAUCCUUUGCACGUGGCAAAUAAACUGAAACUUGAUUUCAGAUUUCUAAUGUCACGUAUGUUAGGAUUAGAUUACACUAAGAUUGAGGUUGAGACAGAUAGAGCCAUAGAGACGGGCGGUUGAACAAACACACACACACACACACACACACAUACACACACACACACAGCACUAUCAUGACUGUACAUGUAUCGUCUAUGUCAGUGAAGGUAAAUGAGAUCAUAAUAUCCAGGAGGACCACCUAGUUCCACUGAACAAUGUUCAUAGAGAGGAGGGAGGAGAUUGGCUGAAAAACGGUCACAGAGAGGUGAUUGGCUAGGUCAGGGACUCCUUCCUUCCUGUCGGGAACUCCUUUCCUCUCCUUAUUUUUGAAAAGUAAGUGUGUGUGUGUGUGUGUGUGUGUGUGUGUGUGUACGUGCGCUGUUGCUGUGUUUGGAUGUUGGCGUCGUCAGCAUUCUCUGUCAAUGACAAAGAUGAGGUCACUUCCAUUUCCUCCUGUCUCACCAGCACCCUCCUCCCCACCUCUCCACCUUCUCCCUCUCUCUCGCUCUCUCUCUAAAAGUGUGUAGUUGUGCUUCUGUACCGGAGGUGAGUCAGACUUAUGCUGUUUUGAUGAGGCAGCCCUGACUUCAAAAUCAGUGUCACCCUCGGACCAAGACAGAGUUUCCUAUUGGCCUAAUUGUUAAGACGUUGAUUUCCUGACACUUCCAGGCUCUCCCCUCACAUACAUAUAUAUUUAUCCUCCCCCCUGUCCGUCUCUCUCUCCAGGAGUGUGUGAGUCCUGUUCCCUGGUGGUCAGUCCUGCUGGGUUGGUGGUGAAGUAUGGAGCCCCUGCUUCGGCCAACUGCACCUCAGAUACGGUCACCUCUAUGGGCUGGGAGGCGAGCCAGGGAAAAGACUUCAGCAUGGGGGUGAAAGAGCGGACUUGGCGAGUAGACAGCCUGACUGACUGGAAAAUAAAGCCUCAGUGCUAUGAGAUCUCUGAGGUGGGAGGCCAGUGUGCCAGAGCGCUGGACGUUACUAUGUACAGUGAGUAACUUCCCUCUUACGUUUGCUCUCUGACUCUCUUGUGUCUCCCAGUAUCUUUAGUCUGUGCAGACCCACUCUGUUCAUUUCAAUGGUGUGUGUUUCCAUUCCUCCACAGAGCUUCCAGAUAGAGUAUACAUCAGAUAUUUAAGCCACUCUGAUCCGAUGGUUGAGGGGCAUCAGUACUCUCUGCAUUGUGUUGUCCAGAACAUCGCUCCUAUUAAGCACCUCACUGUGACCUUCUACAAAGUCUCUACCAGUGGUGAACAGACAGUGUUAUACACACAACAACUAAACAAUGACAUUAGGGAACCAGUGAAUGAGAGCUUUUCCCUGCAGUUCUCCCCCACUAGUGUUGAUGGUGGGGCCCAGUUGUGUUGUUCAGCCAUGUUGGAUCUGGGACCAGAGGGACCCCAACCUCCUCCUGUAAUGGAAUCAGAAUGCCUCAACACCACUGUGCACUGUGAGUCCAUCUGGUGAUUUUUGUGACUUGAUUGGUCAUGUCUAUCUGUACAGAUCAGUAUUGUGGUUAUGAUGGUUGUAAAGAUGGGGAUGUAAUUAUGAGGUCAUGAUGAUGAUGAAAAUAUGAUGGUUGUUUCACUGAGAUUUCAUAUCCUUUCUCUCACCCCCCCCCCCCCCCCCCCCCCCCCCCCCCCCCCCCAGUCGCUCCUGAGUUCUCCUGUUCUGCCAAGCAGCAGGUGGGAGAGGGGGAGGGGCUAACUUGUGAUGUCAGAGGCAAUCCCCUCCCAUCGGUCACAUGGCUGAGAGACGGACAGGUGCUGACCCCACCCACACACCUGAGAAGAGAGGAUGCUGGGAAUUACACCCUCAUUGCUUUGAACCGUAUCGGAAAAGCCAAUCACACAGUGGAGGUGGAGGUCCUACCUGGCCCUGCUGCUAGAGGUGUGUGUGUGUGUGUGUGUGUGUGUGUGUGUGUGUGGGUGUGUGUGUGUGUGUGUGUGUGUGUGUGUGUGUGUGUGUGUGUGUGUGUGAGAGAGAGAGAAACAGAGAGAGAAAGAAACUGCUUUUUAAGGUGUUGUUCAACGUCUGUUUCCCUCCACAGGAGCUUCCUGUCAGGCUGCUGGGAGUGCCGCGGUGGCCGUGCUGCUCCUCCAGCUCAUUCGUUGGCUAUAUUGA